AUGAGACUAAUUACGAAGCUUAGAACUUUGACGGGAGCUGGACUCGGAAGCAAUUUUGCAGGGGACGGCCAAAUGUUUGCGGUUUUUGAUGACGGACAUUCUCGCCAACUGCCUCGUCUCGUAUCUGGGCCCUUCAAGUAUGCCACCUACGCCUUUGAAAAUUUGAAAAAGUCCGCACCAUACGCUACACGAGGAUUGAAGCAGGCUGUCAUUUCACCAUCUAUGCUGUACCUGCUUUAUCCUCUGGAGGGCGAAAUAGCGGGAUAUCCGAGGAGCGCCUUCAUGCAGGAUCUAGUUGACGAAUGCGAGAAGGAUAUCCGUGGCUGUUUUGAAGCUGGUGCCCAACGGGUCAGUAUUGAUUUCACCGAGGGCAGAUUGGCCCUAAAGAAUGAUCCAUCGAAUCCUUGGACCGGUGCUGCGCUACUCGACCGCUUCAUUGACCUUAUUAACCGGGUCUUGGCGGGUUUUUCGCCCGAGGAGCGAGCCAAUAUUGGCCUUCAUACAUGCCCGGGCGGUGAUUGUGACAGCGUACACUCUGCCGACGUUCCGUACAAUCAACUGCUACCCAGUCUCUUCAAAAUAAAUGCUGGCUACUUCCUUAUUCAGCUUUCGAGCGAGACGGACAGGGAAUCCAUGUAUAGGAUAAUUGGGGAGUCAAUUCGCCAGGAUGCUGAAGGUGUAAAGCAGGUUGCUUUCAUCGGGGUCGUCAGCCCUAUAAACCCGAGGAUUGAGACACCAGAGGAGAUUGCGGAUCAGCUGGUCAUGGCCUCCCAGUAUAUUCCUAUUGAUCAGAUGGGUGCUACAGAUGACUGUGGUUUCUCGCCUUUCUCCAUCGAUGUGAAGCCGAAGCAUGGAAGCCCAGACUUGGCGAGAGACGUUGCGUUCCAAAAAAUAAGUAACAGAGUCCAAGGGACUAAGAUGGCCAGUGAACGAUUGGGUGUUUAG
Metarhizium robertsii ARSEF 23 is the source of this 945-nucleotide messenger RNA. RefSeq names its product 5-methyltetrahydropteroyltriglutamate-homocysteine S-methyltransferase. The coding region runs from base 1 to 945 and encodes 314 amino acids. The transcript has a single exon. Lineage: Eukaryota; Fungi; Ascomycota; Sordariomycetes; Hypocreales; Clavicipitaceae. The record is from RefSeq and is a predicted model, not a curated record.